Molecule: messenger RNA, 705 nt
Organism: Cylicostephanus goldi
Lineage: Eukaryota; Metazoa; Nematoda; Chromadorea; Rhabditida; Strongylidae
Source: the annotation of a GenBank genome assembly
UGUCACUUUAACAACACAUUUUUUAGAUUAUCGCGAGAGCUAGAUCUGAACCCGUUGGUCUUCAAGGACUUCGGAAGGGACUUCAUUAAGUCAAUGAAGUUUAGUCCAGAUGGAUUUAUUCAACUUGCACUUCAGUUAGCUCAUUUCAAGUUACAUGGUUACCUUGUCUCAACAUAUGAGUCGGCUUCCCUGAGACGAUUCCGAGCAGGACGCGUGGAUAACAUCCGAGCAAACACUAGGGAAGCUCUCGCAUGGGUCAAAGCGAUGACCAGUGACACCUCAAAGGUAUGGCACAUAGGGAAAUCAGAACGCGAAUGUUUGUAUGAGGAUUUUGCAGGAGACAAAAACACUGCCGGCCUUGGGAUAGACAACCACUUAUGCGCACUUUCUGUAAUAGCCAGACAAUCUCUUGAAAGUGGAGAAUCUCGCCAAUUACCUAAACUUUUUACGGAUCCGAUGUGGAGUGAACUUAUGCGUUUUCCCCUUUCCACAAGCCAGGUGACCACAUCGCCAGACAUCCCGGACUGCUACUUAUGCUAUGGUGCUGUCGUUCGUGACGGAUACGGUUGCGCAUACAACCUCCAAAAGGAUCUCAUAAUUCUUGCCCCUUCGGCGUUCAAAUCAAACCCUCGAACUAAUCUCUCAGCUUACAAAGAUUCGAUUCGAGAAGCUCUUUAUGAUAUGAAGCAGUUGUUGAUGAGUUGA